Amphiprion ocellaris (clown anemonefish) is the source of this 12596-nucleotide messenger RNA. RefSeq names its product PHD finger protein 21Ab (gene phf21ab). The record is from RefSeq and is a predicted model, not a curated record. NCBI's taxonomy places the organism in Eukaryota, Metazoa, Chordata, Actinopteri, Pomacentridae. Bases 1062 to 3620 code for a protein of 852 amino acids. Gene Ontology annotation, cellular component: histone deacetylase complex. Gene Ontology annotation, molecular function: chromatin binding. Gene Ontology annotation, biological process: negative regulation of transcription by RNA polymerase II. The transcript has 19 exons.
UGUCAAACUUGCCUCCUGCUCGGUUGCCUUUGUCCCGUGUGCGAGCGGCUGUGUGGCGGCAGGUGUGUGAGCUGGCAGCCGGUGUGGGGCUGUGUGUUCCCCGGCUGCUUUCUGUGUGUUUAGCUGGUGUGUUUCUUAUUCUAGGAGUUGAUAUUCUGGAGGACAAGGGGCCGAUAUAACUUAGACCCACCAACGCCUGCUCGGUGUCAGGGAGAAUUUUUUUUUUUUUUUUUAGAUGUUUUUCCGAAAGAUGGCGUCUUUCGGGACUCUUCCUGACACCGUUUCUCGCCCCUCGCCGUCCGUUUUUCCGCCUCGCCGCCGCCGGAGACGUUAAUAUUUAUCUUUGAUGGAAGUUAUCAGCGUGGCUCGCAGCGUUAGCCUAGCAGGACUGUUAGCUAGCGUUAGCUUUAGCCGCGGCUAGCACUUGUUCUCCGGGUAACGUCUCGCAGCCUCUCUCUCUCUCGCGCGGAGCAACGUCGGCGGAUUCCACGGAGGGUUUUUUCUCUUCUUUUUCCACACCGAAACACCCGAAAAAAAAACCCCACGAUAAACCCAACAACCACCACUACCACCACCUCCCCCCCCUCACCACCACCACCACCACCCUUCCUCCACCUCCUCCUCUCCUCUCCUCCGUGGAGAAACGUGAGAGUUCACGGUGCCGAGAGGACGCACAGAGCGAGGCAGGUCGGCUGGCUUCGUCGGGAGAAGCUCCAGACGGCCAUAGUGGCUCAAUAAGAAGGUUAUAAAACAUUUAUUUGUGCGCCGGAACAAGGAAAACACACUUUUUGGAGUGUUGCAGCGGUGACGGCUCCGUGUCCAAACCUCCAUUUUAGCUCGGUUUGUCGGCUCUCGGCCUCUGCAGCGGCAUGUGAUGCUGAUGGAAGUUUAUCCAGACAACUUCAUGUCCCACCCAGGGAGCAAUUACUCCAAUUAACCGGCCGCCGUUACACACUGCUGCGAGUACCACAGUACUUUUACUCACCUACUCGCCCCGGGGACGGUCUGCAGGGCAGCACAGAGGGGUGGAGUCCAGUCCCACAGCCAGGUGCGGCACUUUAAUGCUUCAGUUGGAUGGUUUUCCUACUGGAGACGGUGUUAAGGCUGAUCGAUCGGCUGGCAGACUGACUGGAUCCAUGAUGGAAUUACAGACGUUACAGGAGGCCCUGAAGGUGGAGAUCCAGAUCCAUCAGAAACUGGUUGCUCAGAUGAAGCAGGACCCUCAGAACGCAGAUCUGAAGAAGCAGCUCCAUGAACUCCAAGCGAAGAUCACAGCACUGAGCGAGAAGCAGAAAAAGGUGGUGGAGCAGCUGAGGAAGGAGCUGCUGGUGAAGCAGGAACCAGAGGCCAAGCUGCAGCUGCAGGUCCAAACUCCUCCAGCAGGCGGCGACAUCAAGCCGGCGAACCUGCUGCAGAGCCAGCAGAUACCUGGAGGACUGCAGCAGCAGACCCUGACGGUCACGCCGGUCCUCACCACGAAGACUCUACCUCUGGUGCUGAAAGCUGCCGCCACGCCCGCCCUGCCCGGCUCCGUCCUGCCGCAACGCCCGCCCACCGUCGCUAUGGUAACCACAGCUAUCACCAAACCCGACUCGCAGAACGCGCCCAUCAACCUGCAGGUGGCCAGCAAGCUGACCAAUCAGAGCUCGGAGCCCGUGCGGCUGGUGUCCAAGAACGCCAUGGUGGUGCAGGCCACCACCACCACCACCGCCACCGCCCAGCCAAUCAAAGUUCCUCAGUUUGUCCCUCCUCCUAGACUGACGCCUCGACCCACCUUUCAGCCACAGGUCAGGCCAAAGCCGGCCACGCCCACCAACGUCCCCAUCGCCCCGGCCCCUCCCCCGCCCAUGAUGGCGGCCCCCCAGCUGCUGCAGCGGCCCGUCAUGCUGGCCACCAAGCUGUCGUCCUCGCUGCCGUCGGCGGCCCCCAUCCACCAGGUGCGCAUCGUCAACGGCCAGCCCUGCAGCAAGACCGGCUCCACCCCGCUGACGGGCAUCGUCAUCACCACGCCGGUCUCUGCCACGCCCACCCGCCUCGCCAGCCCCGCCCAGGCGCCCAACCCCGCCCCCGUCCCCACCCCGACCCCCGCCCAGCCGAUCCAGAUCAGCAGCCUGACCACUGAGCCCAAGCAGACUGUUAAAUCAGGAGGAGCAGAGCAGAAGGCCGUCGUCAGCCUCCCUUCCUCCUCCACCCCUCCGCUGUCUCCUCCUCCCAGACCCAAGAAAGAGGAGAAUCCAGAGAAACUGGCCUUCAUGGUGUCUUUGGGCCUCGUAACACACGACCACUUGGAAGAAAUUCAGAGCAAAAGACAGGAGAGGAAGAGGAGAACGACGGCCAACCCGGUGUACAGCGGAGCCGUGUUCGAACCCGAGAGGAAAAAGAGUGCAGUGAGUUACCUGAACAGCCCUCUGCACCAGGGGACCAGGAAGAGAGGUCGCCCACCCAAAUACAGCAGCGUCCCGGAGCUGGGCAGCCUCACCCCGACCUCCCCCUCCAGCCCCGUCCAUCCCCUCCCCCUGCCCAGCCCCAGCUCUGGGGAUGGAGACAUCCAUGAGGAUUUCUGCACUGUGUGCAGACGCAGUGGCCAGUUGCUCAUGUGCGACACGUGUUCUCGUGUUUAUCACCUGGACUGCCUGGAUCCACCCCUGAAAACCAUUCCUAAAGGCAUGUGGAUCUGUCCAAAAUGUCAAGAUCAGAUCCUGAAAAAAGAAGAAGCCAUUCCGUGGCCCGGCACCCUGGCUAUCGUUCAUUCCUACAUCGCUUACAAAGAAGCUAAAGAAGAGGAGAAGCAGAAGCUGAUGAAGUGGAGUUCUGAACUGAAACUGGAGCGAGAGCAGCUGGAACAGAGAGUCAAACAGCUCAGCAACUCCAUAACGAAAUGCAUGGAGACCAAAAACACCAUCCUGGCUCGGCAGAAGGAGAUGCAGAUUUCCUUGGACAAAGUCAAACACCUGAUUCGCCUAAUCCAAGCCUUCAACUUCAACCAAGCCCUGGCAGAGACGGAGGGUAAAGACGUAAGAGUGCAGGACAGUGCUGAGGCUGCAGGCGCCUCUGAAACUGCACCAGAAACCAACUCUGUGGAGAAAGUGAAACCAAGCAGCUCCCCAACAAGCGGCGGCAUCGAUGGAGGCGACAAACAGGAAGAGAAAGGAGCCACAGGAAGCAACCAGACGCCCGAAGCCGACGGCCAGCCCGACAAAACAGUCCUAACAGCGGAUAACAGCCCCGGUGGAGGGGCGGGGGGUAAGGCGGGGCCUGGGGCAGGGGGAGGGGGUAACACAGGGACCGGUCUCCAGCUGGAGGUCGUGGCCAAGCCUGAGACUGAGGCAGCUCCGGUGGCCGACGUUCCCGCCUCUUCAGCUGUCGCGUCUGUCGCCACCACCAACGGCACGACCGAGCCGACCUGCCCCGACCACAGCCCCACAGCAGGCUGCACCGCCAACGCAACCACCAACUCUGAGAACAAGAUGGCUGCCGUCAACCCUCCAGAGACAGCGGUGGAGAAGAAACAGGAGGAGGUCACUGACAGUGACGGCAGCAACACCAACAACAGCAAAACCUCAGAACCCUCCCAGCAUUCUUUGCCAGCUCUGGUCAGCAGUUUGGACAAUAAAAAAUAAUGCUACGUCUCUGGAGUCGCGGGAAUUCAAACAUAUAUAUUAAAAAAAAAAAAAGACUUUGCUUGCACCGUAUGGUGCCCUGAAGUUGCCAAUCUGUAUAAAUGUUGUUUGUUUGCAUUGUAUUGUCAGACUGUGUCAAUGGUAGAUAUACAGCCCAAGUCACAUGACUCUGGGAAGACGUAGGCUGUUCCACCCACAAAGCUGGGCUACAGGAAGGCGUACGCACCAGUGUCAUCAUGCCAAUUAGUGAUAGACGUCAUGGUGGGAAUGCUCAAAGGGAGAUUUAAUUCAUCAUCACACCAGUGUGUGCCUGUUAUAGUGGCCCCUGCGUUCUCUGGUGGGGUGGGGAGACGGUUCACAUGGGUACAAAGAUAACCGAGAACGUGGAACCAAACAUCUGUCAGGGGUUACUGGUCUAAGAAGCAGUGUUGUGAUAGUAUGAAAAGAGAACCUGUUCAUCCCCUCGUCCCAACGAGCUUAAUGUGAACAACCUCCUGCAGUCCGAUGAUCUCCUCUACGUUUGAACUGUCCUGAACCUUAACCAUCAGUCCCAACCUGUCCCAGUUAACCCCUAACCCUAAACCAGUCAUCAUCCCUGUCAAUCCACGACUAAACCAUCCUUCCCUGUUGAACUUGAACUUUGCUUCUAGAGACUGACGACAAACAAACCUUACCGAAAGGGUUCAGUAUGCUUCAAACAAAGUGUCAACUGAGUAGAGAUACCCAAAGGCAGCACAAAAACUUGCAACUAAUGCCAUUAAGGCUGGAAAUGUAGAUAAUAUUUUCAGUUUUCCUUGAACAGUCAUAUCAAAAGUGUAACAAGAAUGAAAAAUAUCAUAGACGUAACUGUCAAAAAUUAUGCAGAUACUUUGAUCCUUUGAACUUUCUGAAUUUCAAGGUUGGAAAGCUUUGGGUGGAGAGGGAUGCGAGACGUUGUUUGAUGACCUUUUAUUAACCAACAGCAGUAACUGCAACCCAGUACAAGUUUUUCCCAGUUUAAGAAUUAUCUACAACCGAUGGGCCCAUCCAGAAGACUUAAAUUCUACCAGUUGCAUGAUUGUUGGAUGUUGAGGUGGUGUUGGAAUAAGGGCUUACAGAUAUCCCAACAGGCACUUAAACUGACAUCCUUAUCUUACUGAUCUUGAACCAGUCAGGUAACAUGAUCAGAAGCAGUAAACUUCCCAUCCUUCCAUUAGCUUUACCCACGCUAUCCUGCAGAGGGUUGUGGGGGAUAACUAAAUUAGAAUGUGCAAUUCAGUGAAAGGUUGCAGAUUGUAUGCAGUUGCUGCAGCUUGUACAUUUCAGAAUCUGGUGUGAAAACUGCAGAACCUCCCCCUUGUCCUUAAAAACUGUAAUUCCUCCCAGUCAGCCACUGAUUUUAAUUAUUAGCAUUCUUAUUAAACCCGACAGCCCAACCAACCUCCCUACUCAGCAACCAGCAGUUCACCUUUACCUUGCCUCCCCUUGGAAAAAAAAGUGCCAGUCAAACUAAAAUCUUGCCUCAAAACCACCUCUAUAUACCUCUCAACUGCUGCGUAAAGACUUUUAAAAAAGUGUUAUUGAAGCUUACUUAAACAUUUAAACUGAGGUAUGCAAGCAAGACAAGAACUUCUACUAUAACUGAGAAGACUUUUGGAUGUUUCAGGUCAACUUCUUUGUCAUUUACAACUUUGUACAGGUCGUUUGAAGCAUACUGAUGCCUUUAAACAGACUUUCCAAACAUAACCUACAACUUAAACCAUGACUAAACAAAAAUGGCUUUCAUGACAUGACCGAAACAUAAACUUAGCUGUAACCCAGGUAACUGAAGAAUCUUUCCUCUCCUCAUCCUCUAAUAACCUAACAUUACCCAUUGAAAGUAUUGGACACAUAUUAGUGAAGCAUACUGAUACCUUUAAACUGAGGUACCUAAGUUCCCCAUCGACCAAUGACGUUAGCCCUAGCUUACUUUGAAAGACCUGUGAACAAGUCAUGUCCAUUUCCUUGAACCCAGAAGGCUUCAGUGUGCUUCCGGUCAACUGAUAAGUGCAAAUUCUAAUCUGAAGUGCCGUGUACAACUUUGUGAUGGUCAUUUGAAGCACACUGAUGCCUUUAAUCAAACUUUGCCAGCGUUACAAUCAAUAUAAACCAUUGACACAACAAAGCAAACAUGACUUCCAGACAUGACUUAAACCUGAAUUUAGCUCUAAGCUAAUUGAAGAAUCUUACCCACAGAAAGUUUUGGACAUGUAUUAUUAAAGCAUACUGAUACCUUCAAACUGAGGUACCUGACUUCCCAUCAACCAAUGAUGUAAGUCUGACCUUAUCUUUACAGGCCAGCAAACGAUUUCUGACUUUUCCUGAACCCAGAAGGCUUCAGUGUGCUUCAGGUCGACUGCUUUUUUCUAAGUCUUGUCUGAAGUGUUGUCUACAACUUCGUAAAGGUCAUCUGAAGCACACUGAUGCCUUUAAAAAGACUUAACCAAACCAAGUGUUUGAUGUGUUAUUGAAACAUACCAAUACCUUUAAACAGGUAUCCAACUUCCCCAUCAGCAAAGGCCUGCGAACAAUUUGGGACCAUUUCCUUGAACCCCAAAGGCUUUAGUGUGCUUCAGGUUGACUGCUUUGAGCAAAGUCUCGUCUGAAGUAUCGUUUACAACUUCGUAAAGGACAUUUGAAAGCACACUGAUGUCUUCAAACAGACUUACCAAACUUAACGACAAAAAUCCAUGACUUCCCCUUUAGCCCUAAGAAUCCUUGGUCUCCCAGUCACCCAAUGAUAAACCCACCAACCAAGAGUCCCAGUUACCCUGCCCUCUCCCCAUCUCUCCCCCACUUGCAUCCCUGAGCUCAGGCAGAAACGCAGCUGAGCGUCGUACAGAGGACGAGGUCGAACAGGCGCCGUAGCCUAACAGAUGUUUUCAGUGGUGUCGGUCAAGUGUAGUGAUUGAGUUUUCAUUCGUGUGUCAAGUGUGUCAACUGUGAGCACUAAAUGUGAAAUUGCAAUAUUGCAAUGUCAACACACAAACUAUAUCUGGGCUGUGUUUCUUUUUUAUAGGAAAAGAUAUUCAGGUCUUCCUAGUCUUCAGAAUAAGUGCUUUCUGUUCCUGAACCUGCUGGACUGGCAUUAUCAACACAAAAAGGAGUCCUCUUUUUGAAGUGGUGAUCUUCGCAUUCUGUGCAUUUCUGUUGAAUCCUGAACUGCCAAAAUGAUGUUGUAUCCAAAUUCAGCAGGGACGAGUCCACUUACUGUUUUGAAAGAUCAAAUCAUUUGGCGUUGUAAGAUAUAGAUGCUACCAUUUCAGAAAUUGGAAGUCCCCAGAUUGAGACAGGAAAGCUUAUUAAACAAUAACAUUAAAGGAACUUUUUGUCCUUGAAAUGGAGGAUUUGUCGUACGAGCCUGCUCCUGCAGACGGAUCUCAAAGGACGAUACCACAAAUCCUGAGAUUAAAGCACAAGCUUGCUGCAUUACAAAGAAGUGCUGAAGAGCUUUUUGUACGUUAAUAUGGAAUUAAACAGAGUAUGCAUCUCUUUGUUGUGAUGUGACUUAUCCCCACAUUGCCAAUAUUUUUCUAGGAGGAAAUACAAACCUCUGUCUGACAUUAAGGCUCAAGUCUAGUUCAUGUUUUCAGGAGGAGUGCCCGGGCUUCUGCCAUCUCAGAAACCCCUUCAUCCCCUCACAGUUAGACAUCUCUUUUCUUUCUGGAGCAUGUCUGGGCUGAAAUGUGACGCUGUUGUCCGUCGGCUUGGUGGCUGUCAGUUCGGGUCUGUCUUUGAAUGGUGAACUGAUCAUGACUUCUGGCUUCUUGUUGGGUAUGGGGUGGUUACAAACUCUAGUCUGUUCAUUAACGGUGCCUCUGGUUGUGCUGGACUUUAUUUUGUUUCUUUUUUUGCUAUAUUGGAGGGUUGUUGCUUAUAUUUUAGCCGUCCAACAAUGUAUUUCACCCCUGAUGUGUUGAAAUCUUCAAACCUGUUUUUAAUCUAUGUUGUUUUAUUGGUAUGGGUUUUACGGCCAUGCUAGCUGCACCUGUUCACUGUCUUAUGCAUCUUUCCAAUUAAUUUCUGUUACAGACAUUCAUGUUCUCCAGUAGAUGAACCUGACUGAUGUUGGUGAUCCUCACACCAACGUUUCAAUGUGUCCAACAAUUUGGUUUAUGACCAAACAUCUGCAGAAAAGACAUUCCCAUUAUGUGGACCACUACUUAGCUAAUGCUAGCAUGCUAACAUGCUAAGCAAACAUGGUAAAUAUUACUGCUGCAGAGUCAAAGUAAAACUAAGCAACUUGCACAGGCUUUUUGCAUAAGCUACAAUCAGUACUAGCAAAUAUAAUGGCAGAACUGCCAGCUGACGAAAUCUGUCACGUGAAAUUAUUCUGCACGUGUUAGCAUGCUGACAUUUUUGCUCAAAGCACGACUGUGUGUAAGGCCAGUAUUAUACUUUCUUUAAGUUUGUGAGGGUCCAUGAGAUGUACAUUUUAGCAACUCUUGAAGUCCACGAGAAUCUGCACAGACCUCCUUAUGAAUGUUCACGUGCUGCCCAAAAUUUGUGUUCAUAGGGUGACGACGCAUCAAGGUCAGUAGUGUCAACUUGUUGUCCACGGUAUCUGCUCAUGUCCAUAUAUACUUCCCCACGGGAGUGUAGUGAAGGCUUAAAACUGCGUUCAGUUCGUGUCGGAGGACAUAAAUUUCCAAGUUGAGCAUUCCAAAUUCUAGCUUGAAGCAUUCCCGACUCCAGGUAUCUGGAACAGCAACACAACUGAACCAAAUAAACAUUUAGUCAGAUCGCUACAGGCACAGCCAACCACAAACGUUACAAAAUGUUUUAUCUUGUGUCAUUUACUGAUAUAACCUCAGUAAAGUUUGGCUUUUGUGGACGCUUGUUCUGCAGACAAUGCUGCAACCUCAAGGCUGUAGACUGUAUUUAAACAAUGGAUGUAGCCAUGGUGACAAGUGGAUUAACAUUUGGCCAUCGACGUUUUAGCCUUUUAAAACUGGACGUACCAAGCAAGAGGUGGAUCUGACUUGAGAACUUGGUGACAUGCCCGUGCAGGAGCAAGCUGUCAAUCACAAGGUAGCCCCACCCUAAAGCGUAACCUGCUUUAUUGGCAAUAGGACUAUAAUUCACAAAUUAAAUAUCUUGCUACAUUGAAGCACACUGAAAACUUGCAGUUGAAACCAUGAAGUCAUUAGGAAAAUGUUUACUGAGGUAGCAGAUCAAGUGAGAAGUAGACUAAUUUUUUUUAUAGAAUGAAGCUUCUUUUGCAACCAGAGGACUCGCUGCCUGCUAACGAACUUGUCUUUGAAUAUCUGCAAAGUUUAACUAGAUACAGCAAUGAAAGAGGAGGCUAACAACGGAUAUCGUUUAGUUAGAACAUCACACAUACAGAUGACCACUGAUGUUACCGAUUCCAGAUGCUUCUUUUACUGAUACAACCUCAAUAAUGUUCACUUUUGUGGACGCUGUCAUACAAGGUGCAUAAAACUGAUCCGACUUCCUCACAUGGAGUUUCAACUUGAGGAUCGCCUACUUGAGUAGGAAGUUGCAGGAGCUGCUAGCAUGGCCGCAGAGGGUUGUAGACCCUCAGUUCCUCCUUGCAUCAGGAUGCUAUGCUGGUGGACAUGGGUGAACAUGUUGUUGGGCGGCUACGAACUUUUUUUUUCUUUCAUAUCACAUGGACUCUGAAUCAGCAUAUCUGACACCUGGUUCUCUGACAUCAACUGUACAAACUGCCUUCAUUCAGAAGAUCCCAGAAAGUGUUUGGCCACAGUGAUUGAUGAUGUGAUUAGUCUGUGAUGAAGAGUUUAGCCGGAAGGAAAACGAGAGCCAGAGAUGCAAGUCUAACAGAAAAUGGCAACUAAUGUGUCCUGAGUUUCUUAUGAGUAUCAUUAUUGUGUGUUUUGUUAUUUCUUGGCGUACUCGGGUGGAUGUUCUUCUUCUUCUUCUUGUUCCUUCUUCUUUCAACAUGUCAGACUGUGUUCACUCGUGGAUAGAGCAGAGUAGUCAUCCAGUCUCUUCACUCAACAACUUUCAAAGAGCCCAAACUUGUUCCAGACAAACUGGACCUUUCCCUUCUGUACAGUAGGUACCUCGAGUGCCUUUCUUCAAACAGCAGAUAAUAUUUGUCUCUUGACUUGCACUGUGACUUGUAGAACCUUACUAACCCUCCGGAUAAUCCUACCACCCAACCAGACCCGACCCAGCCCGUCCCCCAGGAGCUCCCCUCCAGACUCCGGAGCACAAACCCGGUCCCUUCACCUCAGGCUGCCAGUAGUCAAUGCAAGUUGAAACUACAUUUCAUAUUAUGCCGUUUUAAAAAUCGACCAGAUAGUGUUUUGUUGUUGUUUAAAAUAGGAGUUGCCUUAAAUGUGUUUUAAUUUCCUUUUUACAUUCGGGGGGUUAAAAAAAAAGAUGAAAAUAAAGACGCUGAUGGAGGUCGGAGGCAGUUUGGCGAGAAGCUGUUGAUGAUGAUGAGAUCUCGCUCGGGGUUGUUUUUGUGAUGCACUUUUGGUUUGACCAGUAUUAUUAUUAUUAUCAGAAAUCGGGAUCCGUCAUGCAUUUUCUAGCUGGACUCGGGAGCUCGUUUGUUCUGUUUCGAAAAGUCCGCCGUCCCCUCUGUGCUGUGGUUCUUCUUCUUGUGUUUUGGGAGGAGGGGUGAGUUUGCUAAAUCAGGUCAUGUGAGCCGGAGCCUGUGUGGAAUGAACAAACCUAAAACCCAAUUAGCAACAUCUGUCCACUCGGCGUGGUGGAGCGCAUGCCUUCUUAUGCAAAUUUUUAUACAAGACUUGUCAAACCUUUUUUAAUAUGCAUUUUGCUUUUGUUGAUUUUUUUUAAGUUUUUAUGUGAAACUCAAGUCACCUUUCUUUCUUACUUCUUUUCUUUUCUUUCCUUCUCUCUUUCGUUGAACAUUCUGGCGUCCGGAUGCCAAACGUGUGCAGUUUUGUUAUCGCGGUCGCAAUUAACCUUUGCGAGGAGACGUUUCUUUCUGGUGUCGCGUUUUGUGGACGGAGCUGCGAAGGUUUAAGCUGUGGAUGUAUAAAGGAGAGCUAGAUUUAACAAAAUCUUAGAAGUCUUAGAGCUUCUAGUGUUUCUAUCCGGCUUAUUGGCAUCACCAUUGGUAGAACCACUGCAGGAACAUACAAGUCGGAUUUAGGACAGUCCGAACCUUUUAUAUGUGUUCCGGCUGUAAGAACCGACCCUUUAGCGCCUCUUUCAUGGCAGAAAAACUACCUACUCUAGGUUAGGUACUCACUGAGAAACUUCUAUGUGAGUUUCAAGCUGGUUGGUUAAAUUUGGAGAGAACAUCAAGCCCCAUUUUUUAGCUGAUGUCCUCGUCUGGUAUCAAUCAACAUCGGCGUAAACUAACAACAAAUCUCUAUGUCCUACAUGAUUAUAGAACUCGAGUUUUGUUGUUGUUUUGGUGCACGCAGAAACAGAAAGUCUAAAAGGGACAAUUAAGGGUCCAUUCCUGCACUGGAAAGUUGCCAUUUGUGAUGUUGAAACAUUUGAAAAGCUUCACCAUUAAAAGCUCUGGGGAAGUUGAAGACCUAAAGUUAUUCUCAGCCAUUCCAAAUCUUGACUUACAGUUGAGUUUCUUCUGGCUGGAAAUGACAUAAAAAUAAGACAAAAGACAGUACGACAUCGUGUUACUGAUGAAUUUUAACUGUUGCUAUGUUCUUGCUUUUACUAGAUGUUCUUUAAAUUCCUGCCACAUCAGUCAAGCAGUUUUUAUAAUUGCUGAUGUGAGAUUCAUCAGCAUGGUCUUGGUGGUGAUUCUUCUUGGCCUCUACUAAGACGUCGAUGUUAUUCGCCCAUCAAAUGGCCUGUUAUCAUUGCACAUCAUUCAGUCUAGUGGGACGAAAAUGUGAUCUUAUCCAUUUAUUGAUUGGAUUCAUUGAUCCUGUCUGUAACUUUUUAUGUCAUUUCCAGCCAAGAUUCAGUAGAAAUCACUGUUUUUCACGGCUGUAAUAGAGUUAAAUCCAGCAAUAAUCAGCUCUCUGGUUCCAUCCAUGGCUGCAGCUCCUCGGUUUAGGUCUUAAUUUGAACUGGGCUAAUGCACCAUGCUGAAUGUUGGGACCCGGCAGAGCUGCGUUGGAGGGUCGGGGGGCUCGAUCAAGUCUUAAAAACUGUUCCUCGCUUUCUGUUACCGAGCUCUAAAAGUGAAUUUAUCCAAAGAACACUGCACAUGUUUGUUUGGACACCUUGUCGCUGCAUAUCAUCACCUCGUUGGUUUCCCCGCGUCAGCAUCGUGUGCAUUCACCAAGCUGGAAGACGUCCCGUUUAAAAAAAAAAAAAAAAAGACAAAACUAAACUCUGGUUCCCGUGAAGCAACAGUGGUUCGCUCCGACUCGAGUCUCUUUUCAUUUUCUCUCUCCGUUUUAAAACGAUCAAGUCAUGAUUGUGGCCUUCUAGUAUUCUGUCGGUACAUGACGUCAUUAAUCGGUUGUUUCCCGCUCAGCCUCCAUCCUUCCUUCCUUCCAUCCAUCCAUCCUGUCCGGACCCAACUGUACACCUGCAGCUUCUUACCUCAUCCACAGCUGAUUCCAUUUGGGGGGUGUGUUGAGUGCAAAAAAGAAAAAAAAGAAAAAAUGCGUUUUAAAAAAAAACAAAAUAAAGAAGUCUUUUUUAAUCUUCCAUUUGGUGAGAUGCAUUGUAGCGAUAUGAAUAAAGAAAAAGUUCACCUGGUGUGCUGAAUAAUGUGUAAAUUGGUAAUUACACAAUCUGAAUAUUUGUAUAAUUGUUUGUAUUUUUUCAUAAUGAUUUUGGAAAGGAAUGUGUUUAUUUUUUUGACUUCUGUUCCAGAUGUGUCUUCUGUUGGCCUGACAUUGUGACUGGUCUGGUGGGAUUCUUACCUCUGUAUUGAGCCUCUUCUGUGAUGAAUUCUUUGUAUGCAGUGUUUAGGAAAUACUGUAGGGAACAUGGGGAGGAGUUGAUAUUAGGAGCAUUUGAUCAAUUUGUAUUUAUUUAUUUUAUCAUUUUGUUAAUAAAUUGUGAAAAGCA